Messenger RNA from Lynx canadensis (Canada lynx), 2036 nucleotides. RefSeq names its product TUB like protein 2 (gene TULP2). Gene Ontology annotation, biological process: protein localization to cilium. NCBI's taxonomy places the organism in Eukaryota, Metazoa, Chordata, Mammalia, Carnivora, Felidae. Gene Ontology annotation, cellular component: cilium. The record is from RefSeq and is a predicted model, not a curated record.
UUACCUCUUGACGCCGCAUUUCCUGCCUUUAGGCGAAAGGAAAGCGGAGGAUUUCAAAGAGAACUACAUUUCAAAGAGAACUACAAUUCCCUGCAGGCAGGAGGAAAUGAGGCCACUUCCGCGGGGCCUCUCGGCCCCUUCGCCUCAUGGCUGUUGUAGUUUUCCCAUUUAUUUUUCCCCCAGGAAGUGGCUGCGAGUUACAGAUAGGUCGGUAGCUGUUGGCACAGGUCAUAUUCUAAGUUUUAGCAUAUAAGCCGAGAGAGAGAGAGAGAGAGAGAGAGAGAGAGAGAGAGAGAGAGAGAGACCCUGCGAUGCUGUCUAGGGUCCCUUUAAGGAGCACCUGCAUGCCCUUCCAAUUCAGAACCCCUGGAGCAGGGUUGCCCGGCUGCAGCUGGAGGCCAGGGUUCAUUGCUUUGUUGGAAGUGGAGUGUGGUGGGCCAGGAGGGAGGCGAUUACGGCAGGUCCCAGUGGGAAUCCCCGUCCCUCCCUCUGAGCCCUCUUUCUUUGCCUGCUUACUUCCCAGAGACCCAGAGAGUAGGUCCCCAGCUAAAAAGAGGGUCAGGUAUGUUUAGAAAUUGGCCGGAGAGGCAAGGUAUGGAGGCGUGAAUGUGAAAAGCUUCUCUGCAGGCAGGAGAAGAGGAAUUUCCAGGAUUCCAGGCAGGAUGUCUCAGGAGAAUGGACACAUGGACGAAAGAGUUGCUGGGGGAUGAGCUGACCGCCAUGAGGCUGCAGAAGCUGGAACAGCAGCGGCGGCUUUUUGAGAAGAAGCAGCGGCGGAAGCGCCAAGAGCCCCUCAUGGUUCAGGCCAAUCCCGACGCUUCCCUGCGACCCCGGCGACCAUGGAGGCGGAAGGAGCGCCUCGCAGGGGGACCGCGGCCUUGGGAACCCUUUCCUCCAGGAGAACAUGCCAGAGGCACAUCUGUGCUCUGGCCUCCACAGUGCCCUGGGCUUCACGAUCUGCGGUGGAGAUUGGCAAGCGGCGAGUGUGACCCACUGGUUUCGCCGACAAAAGCAGGGGCCAGUGCACAGGAAGAGAGCAAAUUCCAGGAUGUUGGAGACGAAUAUGAGGGCAAGCACCCGGAAGAGAAGAAAGAGGAGUCGGAGUCUACAGUGAACUCCCCAGGAGCGGCCCGAAGAGGAGGUGUCGGAGACCCGGAAGGCGAGAGAGACGCAGGCAGCAGUGAUGUAGGAAGCUCGCCCUGCUCGUCUCCCCGCGCCCCAGGCCCUCAACUGGGAGAAGACAUGGAAGCGUAUGUCCUGCGGCCAGCGCUGCGCGGCCGCAUAGUGCAGUGCCGCAUCAGCCGCGACAAGCGCGGCGUAGACAAGGGCAUGUUCCCUUUCUACCAUCUCUACCUGGAGGCGGCCGACGGGCGGAAGCAGUUCCUCCUGGCUGGACGCAAGAGAAAAAGGAGCAAAACCUCUAAUUACCUCAUUUCCCUGGACCCCACAGACCUGUCUCGGGAUGGGGACAACUUUGUGGGCAAAGUCAGAUCUAAUGUCCUGGGCACCAAGUUCACCAUCUUUGACAAUGGAGUGAACCCUGAAAGGAAGAAUUUUGUCCCGGAGACCACUCGGAUCAGAGAGGAGCUGGGGGCUGUGUGCUAUGAGACCAACGUCUUGGGAUUCCGAGGGCCCCGGAAAAUGACUGUGAUCAUUCCGGGAAUCGAUGACCAGAACCAGAGACUCCGCGUCCAGCCACAAAACGAGCAGGAGUCACUACUGUGUCGCCUCCAACGGGGAGCUAGCCAGGGACUGGUCCUGCUACAAAACAAAGCCCCUUGGUGGAGCUACAAGAGCGGCGCCUACGUACUCAAUUUUCACGGUCGAGUCACUCGGGCCUCGGUCAAGAACUUCCAGAUCGUGCAUCCGGAUGACCCCGAUGCCCUCGUGCUCCAGUUCGGCCGCGUGGCCCCAGACACGUUCACCAUGGACUUCUGCUUCCCGCUUUGCCCCCUCCAAGCCUUUGCCAUCUGCUUGUCCAGUUUCGAUGGAAAGCUGGCGUGUGAGUAGUCCAAUGAAAUACCAUACCCUCGUCA